AUGGAGGAUGGUCCUGUUUCCUUUGGCUUUAAAAACAUUUUUAUUACAAUGUUUGCUACUUUUUUUUUCUUCAAGCUUUUAAUUAAAGUGUUCUUGGCGCUCCUAACCCAUUUCUAUAUCGUCAAAGGAAAUAGAAAAGAAGCGGCUAGGAUAGCAGAAGAGAUCUAUGGUGAAAUUUCAGAUUGCUGGGCCGAUCGGUCUCCACUUCAUGAAGCGGCAGCUCAGGGGCGCCUACUGGCCCUGAAAACUUUAAUUGCACAGGGCGUCAAUGUGAACCUGGUAACAAUCAACCGGGUCUCUUCUCUCCAUGAGGCGUGCCUUGGAGGUCACGUGGCCUGCGCUAAGGCCCUAUUGGAGAACGGCGCCCACGUCAACGGGGUGACAGUUCACGGAGCCACGCCCCUCUUCAAUGCUUGCUGCAGUGGCAGCGCUGCGUGCGUCAACGUGCUGCUGGAGUUUGGAGCCAAGGCCCAGCUCGAGGUGCACCUGGCUUCACCCAUCCACGAGGCAGUGAAGAGAGGUAAUAGAGAGUGCAUGGAGAUUCUGCUGGCAAAUAACGUUAACAUUGACCAGGAAGUGCCUCACCUUGGAACUCCCCUGUAUGUGGCUUGCACCUAUCAGAGGCUAGACUGUGUGAAGAAGCUUCUAGAAUUAGGAGCCAAUGUUGACCACGGCCAGUGGCUGGACACCCCCCUCCAUGCCGCCGCGAAGCAGAACAGUGUGGAAAUCAUCCACCUGCUGAUAGACUACGGGGCUAACCUCAAGUGCAAAAACGCUCAGGGCAAAAGCGCGCUUGACCUGGCAGCUCCGAAAAGCGGCGUGCAGCAGGCGCUGCUGCUCCGGGAAGGCCCGCCUGCUCUUUCCCAGCUGUGCCGCCUGUGUGUCCGGAAGUGCUUGGGUCGCACCUGUCAUCAGACCAUCCACAAACUGUAUCUGCCGGAGCCACUGGAAAAAUUCCUCCUAUACCAGUAG
Molecule: messenger RNA, 972 nt
Organism: Mesoplodon densirostris (Blainville's beaked whale)
Lineage: Eukaryota; Metazoa; Chordata; Mammalia; Artiodactyla; Ziphiidae
Gene: ASB11
Product: ankyrin repeat and SOCS box containing 11
Exons: 7
Coding region: 1-972 (323 amino acids)
Biological process (GO): positive regulation of protein catabolic process; protein ubiquitination; intracellular signal transduction
Molecular function (GO): protein binding
Source: RefSeq, a predicted model, not a curated record